Messenger RNA from Sinocyclocheilus grahami, 2665 nucleotides. Its product is annotated as cholesterol 24-hydroxylase-like. The record is from RefSeq and is a predicted model, not a curated record. The transcript has 13 exons. Gene Ontology annotation, biological process: cholesterol catabolic process. NCBI's taxonomy places the organism in Eukaryota, Metazoa, Chordata, Actinopteri, Cypriniformes, Cyprinidae. Gene Ontology annotation, molecular function: heme binding; iron ion binding; cholesterol 24-hydroxylase activity. The coding region runs from base 823 to 2085 and encodes 420 amino acids.
AGACAAUCCUGAUGUCACCUAAGUAUACCAAAGAUCCCUUUGUCUACAAACGCCUCUUUAACUUGUUUGGAAAACGCCUACCUGCCUCUGUCCUAUGACAGUUUUCCGGCAUCCAGCUUCAUUCUACUGCCAAAAAUAAUGUCGGAACUCGAGCUCUUCUCGUCUGACAACGAGCUGGACGCUCCACCGCAAGCCACCGGCUCUAAGGCACCUCCUUCUGCCGGCUCGAAGGCGCUUCCUCCUCGGCAUGGAUCCACUGCCGAGCCCCAGGCCUCGGUACGCGGGCGGAGGCCCACAAGGCCUGCUACUCGCACACCUAAGCCACGAAGUUUCCGUUCACCUCCACCAUCAACACAGCCAUCACAAUCCCCAACAUCAUCUUACGCCUUGGCUUCACCAUCCAUCCCUCCCAUUGGAAAAUGGACCGUCGUGGGAUUGAGACAAGCGCUGUCAAACUCUGAAGUUAAGUUUUCUCGAAAAAUGAGCAACUUUAUGAUCUUUACAUCUCUCUGGAAAAUACUAAUUCACCCACCUCCAAAAAGAUAACUAAAGCCUGCAAGACUAAAAGUUAUCAUGUCUCUCUAACGUCGUCUUCUUCCAGAUCAAGUUCCGGCUCCCCUCGAGCGUCAGGACGUAGCAGGCCGUCAGCAAGCCUAGGCCGCGCCCCAGACUCGGCCACUCCUCACACUGCACUGCCUCCCUCCUCUUCUCAACCAAUCACUGCGGCGCCUUCAGUUACCGCACCAUACGCAGCAUCGCCCACUGGCUUUGGCUUUCCAACCUCCUAUCCUUCCCACUCUACCUCUGGAUGCAGACGCUAGCAUGAGGCUGCCUCCGCUAGCCGCUCAAGCUCAGCCACCUUACUUUUACCCUUCCGCUAUUCCUUUUCCCUAUCAAUGGCCAGCAGCCCCCGCUGCGGAUGUCCAAGUAGGGCAUCAUCAGCCAGCAACGUUCCUUGGAAAUGGGUUAGUGACGGCUAUGGACCAUGAUGACUGGUACAGGCAGCGUCGCAUCAUGGAUCCAGCCUUUAGCAGCACAUACUUACGAAGCUUGAUGGGCACUUUUAAUGAGAUGUCUGAGCGCCUAAUGGACCAUCUGGAGGAAAUAGCCGACACGAAAACACCUGUCAUCAUGCAUGACCUGGUCAACUGUGUCACACUCGAUGUCAUUUGCAAGGCGGCUUUCGGUGUUGAUUUGAAUUUGUUCAAGCAAACUGACAGCCCCUUCCAGAAAGCUGUAGAGCAGUGUUUAAAGGGCAUGGUGUUCUAUCUCAGAGAUCCAUUUUUUAGACUUUUUCCCAAGAAUUGGAAGACUGUACAACAAACUAAAGAUGCAACUGAACUCCUGCGUAAAACGGGAAACAAAUGGAUACAAAAAAGGAAGACAGCAAUAGAAAAUGGAGAAGACGUCCCCAAAGACAUUCUCACACAAAUCCUCAAAACAGCAGAGGAGGAAAACGUUAAUAACACAAAAGAUCAUGAGCUGAUGUUGGACAAUUUUGUGACUUUCUUCAUUGCUGGGCAAGAGACAACAGCAAAUCAGCUCUCAUUUGCAAUCAUGGAAUUAGGGAGACAUCCUGAGAUAUAUAAACGGGCUAAAGCAGAGGUGGAUGAAAUUCUUGGGACAAAAAUAAACAUUCCAUAUGAAGACCUUGGAAAAUUCACUUACUUGUCUCAGGUGUUGAAGGAAACGCUGCGUCUGUACCCAACUGCUCCUGGGACCAGCCGCUGGCUACAUGAGGACAUGGUUAUAAAUGGGCUGAAAAUCCCAGGGAGCUGUGCGGUUAUUUUCAGUUCUUAUGUUUCCCAAAGACUGGGAAAGUUUUUUAAAGAUCCGUUGAAGUUUGAUCCAGAGAGAUUUGAUGUGAACGCCCCAAAGCCUUAUUACUGCUACUACCCAUUUGCACUUGGUCCACGAACCUGUCUAGGGCAGGUUUUCUCACAGAUGGAGGCAAAAGUUGUGCUUGCCAAACUGCUUCAGAGAUUUGAGUUCAGUCUGGUUCCUGGACAGUCUUUUGACAUUAAAGACACAGGAACUCUACGGCCCAAGAGCGGAGUGAUCUGCAACAUUAAACACUGCUCAUAGGACAUGUUUAUGGCCCUUGUUUUGUAGCAAUUCUUGUGUACUUAUGCCUGCAUACAUCAUCUUGUAUUAUUCAAACAUUAACCAAAAAAAGAGUCUCAUCAUUGCGAGAGUUUUUUGACAUAUGUCAGCAUGACAUCAGAGCAAGUCAGACCACACUCGGACACGUUUCUAACCAGCAUGAAUCUCAUGGUGAUCUGUUCUGUGGUUUGUUCAUCUGAAAUGAGCCUUUUGUGUUUCCUCUAAUUUUUUCUUUAUUUGCAAUGAUGAUACAGUGUUUUGUAGUUAAUAAUUUCAAGUUUUAUAGCUGCUCUAAGUCUACUACAAUUUUUUUAACCAAUUGCAAUCAACUAGACCAUUUUAAUGGUAAUUUUAAAAGUCUGACAUAGUGACAUGUUAGCCUUCUCAGUUUGAAGGAUGCUUGAAAGGUAGCCUUUGUUUCAUGACUCUCAGCUGUGUAUUUAGAAGGCUGCAUUCUUCACAUCCUCAAAUCACCUACAAUCCUUUUCAUAUAUUCCAAUUGACAUAUAAAAUGUUUGAAGACUGUUCAGCACUGAUCUCAUCUAAGUUUUUUUAUGAAAUG